UAGACGUUUAGCACAGGAGGCUACGUCUUGACUACCUAAAGUUUGGUUUGUGUGGUGCACUAGCGUACGUACAGCUUUUCUGGAGUAUGAAGGGGCUAACUCUCGAGUCGAGAGAGAACUAAGGCGGAAGUAGAGCAGAUUGAAAGCAGCGGGUUUCUCCAUCUAUGCUGGGAACUCUUGAAAUGGAUCUUAUCAAAGUAACCAUGGAGAACAGAAAGUAAACGGUACCGAGAAAUGUAAAAAAGGAGUGUAUGCAACCAGAUGUGCAUCAGGAAAGCAGAGAAAGGGGAACAAUUAAUAAGGAAACGGACAAGGAAGCGAAUCAAAAUACACCGUAGCAUCUGCAGGAUAAAAGCAAAAUGUAAAUCAAAGGUCAAAUACUUGAAGGGUAUCAAAUAAAAGUGUCAUAGGAAACUGACCUACAAGAGAGUCCAACCUGAGCACACCGAGCUCCAGGGAAGAGUUUAAAGCUGUCUAAACUCGUCUGUCUAAAGUGUCAACCUGCGCCUACUAUACUAUACAGGUCCCUUCCAGUCGUCCCGCUUUCUCGGCCAAGAUGCUGUCUUUUGACAAGUCCAUAGCAAACAAGUAAAACUUUACACUUCAUAGUCCUGCCUUAGCAGGACACGUCUGGACACCCCAGAAGCCCCCUUAGCCACCGUUCCCUAUCUAUGGGAUAAUGGAAACAGAACUGUUUUAAGAACCCCAGCUCCCCCAGUUUGGGGACACCUUCUUUAAGAAUGAAACCAGGAACAAAGUGCGGGAGGCUGCCAAAAACGGGGCUCUGUGUUUAGACCCACGGUUAACCUCUCGCUCGCUCGCUCCCUCCCUCUCUCUCUCUCUCUCACACACACCACACACUGUAUUUUGUGCUGUCGUAAAGCCCACGUGUCCAGCGCGGAGUCUGCCAGAGAGGAGCCCGGACGCGCCUGAAAUACUCAGCCACAGCAGAGGGAGCCCGGCUGCUCGGAUCUCACCAGGUUUAUCCCUUCCAGCCGCUACCUGGAAGCUCGUGUUGUCGAGGGAUAACAAAAAAGUUCCCUUCUUAAACCUCGUACGACUUGUGAUCUCCCAGGGCUGCGCACACAGCACAGACACAGGCGUAAAGCCAAUAGAAAUACUCAGGCUGCGGAGAUGUUGAAGCCCGGCGACCCAGGCGGAUCCGCUUUCCUGAAGGUGGAUCCCGCCUAUCUCCAGCACUGGCAGCAGCUGUUCCCGCAGAGCAGCCAGCUCAAGAGCAGCGGGGCCCUCAGCCAGCUCCCGCCGCCGCCCGAUCCCGCGGCCGACAGCCUCCGCCAGCGCCCGGCCUCUCUCUCCUCCGCUUCCUCUUCCUCUUCCUCUUCGUCUUCGUCCACCCCGUCUUCCUCCACCUCCGCCGCUUCCCUGGCCGGGCUGGCCUCGAUCUCUGUGGCCCAGAUUCCCGCCUUCGGGCCGCUACCGAGCUCCGAGGCCCCCUCCGGAGCCCCGGCCUCCCUGCAGAGCAAAGACUUGGGCGGCGGGGGCGCCAAGGGCAGCGAGCGGGCUGCGCCCAGGUUUCGCUGUACGGCAGAGGAGCUGGACUAUUACCUGUAUGGACAGCAGCGCAUGGAGAUCAUCCCCCUGAACCAGCACACCAGUGACCCCAACAACCGAUGUGACAUGUGUGCUGAUAACCGCAAUGGCGAGUGCCCCAUGCAUGGGCCACUUCACUCUCUGCGCCGCCUAGUGGGCACUAGUAGUGCUGCAGCUGCAGCACCUCCACCUGAGAUCCCUGAAUGGCUCAGGGACCUUCCCCGGGAAGUGUGUCUGUGUACCAGUACUGUACCUGGUCUGGCCUAUGGCAUCUGCGCUGCGCAGAGGAUCCAGCAGGGCACCUGGAUUGGGCCCUUCCAGGGAGUUGUUCUUCUGCCAGAGAAGGUUCAAACGGGAGUCAUCAGGAACACGCAGCACCUCUGGGAAAUAUAUGACCAAGAUGGGACACUACAGCACUUUAUUGAUGGCGGGGAACCCAGUAAGUCAAGUUGGAUGAGGUAUAUCCGAUGUGCAAGGCACUGUGGGGAACAGAAUCUAACCGUAGUUCAGUACAGGUCAAAUAUAUUCUACAGGGCCUGUAUAGAUAUCCCCAGAGGCACUGAACUGCUGGUGUGGUACAAUGACAGCUACACAUCUUUCUUUGGAAUCCCUUUACAGUGUAUUGCACAGGAUGAAAACUUGAAUGUCCCUUCGACUGUAAUGGAGGCCAUGUCCAGACCAGACACUCUACAGUCAUUUAACAAAAGUAGUAAACUACCCCCUGCCACUCCACAGCGAUCCAUAGUAUUUCCACAGACUCCGUGUAGCAGAAAUUUUUCUCUUCUGGAUAAGUCUGGGCCCAUCGAGUCAGGAUUUAACCAGAUCAGUGUCAAAAACCAACGAGUUCUUGCAAGCCCAACGUCAACGAGCCAACUAAAUUCUGAAUUCAGUGACUGGCACCUUUGGAAAUGUGGGCAAUGCUUUAAGACUUUCACCCAGCGGAUCCUCUUACAGAUGCAUGUGUGUACGCAGAACCCUGACAGACCCUAUCAGUGUGGCCACUGCUCCCAAUCUUUCUCCCAACCUUCGGAACUAAGGAACCAUGUAGUCACCCAUUCCAGUGACAGACCUUUCAAGUGCGGCUAUUGCGGUCGUGCCUUUGCUGGUGCUACAACACUCAACAAUCAUAUCCGGACACAUACAGGGGAAAAACCCUUUAAGUGCGAGAGGUGUGAGAGGAGCUUCACACAAGCCACCCAGCUGAGUCGACACCAGAGGAUGCCCAAUGAGUGCAAGCCAAUAACAGAAAGCACAGAAUCAAUUGAAGUGGAUUAACUGAUUGACUGGUUGGAAUUAAACUGCAAGGAAAGUCAUGAUUAAAUGUCACGGACACUUAAGCAAAACCAAAGAUUUCCUCUGAGCAACUUUCAAUCAGUCCCAGAAAACCAAAAGCAGUAAUAAAAUAAGUAAGAUGUUAAGAGAUAUUGAUCCUGGCAUGGAAGUAAGACCAGGAAAGAGAUUAUUUAUUUAUGACUAGGGAUAAGACUUAUUUCAAUGGACAAAUAACCUGAGACUGCUAACAUUUCAAGUCCCACCAUGUAUUGCUUUAUUUCUAAAAGCCUUUAUCAUUGUUAUUUAAUACCAAAGCAAGGAAUCUCAAGGGUUCUUCUGCCUAUAGUUAUGACUGCAAAUGCACACGGACUUGUUUAUUGUUGCACCUUUUUUUUUGAAGCAUGACUCAAAGGACCCAGAACUAGUCCUUAUAUUUGGUUGGGUUGGUCUUGACAUGGCUAUAAUAGAAAUUCUUGUGUCUGAAUGGUGCAAUGGAAAGUGUUCUAGAACCAUAUCUGAAUCAGUUCCCAGUUCCUCAGACCAAAGGACAUUUCAUAUAAUGGUUCCAAACUUUACAUUUUUGCACACUUUUUCAAUCUACAUAGUUUUAUUAGACAAUUUUGUCCUGGUACAAAGUUCCUGGAAAACCAAACAAACGUUUUUCAUGUCUAUACAUAUACGGUUGUGUAAGACUAUAGCAAGAAACAUACUGUAACACAUAGAGCUUUGAAACACAAUAUCACUGUUUAAAGAGAAAGAAAGUGUUUUCAGUAAAACUCUAAGGUUAAUAAAUUCUCUAGCUGAAAGUCCUACAAUGGGAAGCAAAACAAAAAAGAUUAGAUUUUAUUUAGGAGGUUGAUGUAAUGAUUUGUUACUCAAAAGUCUACUGUAUCUUAUUUUACAGUGUCCAGAUAUUUGUACCUUAUUGGCUCAGGUUCAUUUGAAAGCAAUCCCAGGUUACCUGAAACUUUCAACAAACUCAGCCAGUUUCAAGAUUGCAACAAAACCUGAAUCCAGGUGUCUUGUGUGUGGCUUCAUUGCAGUCACUUUAGAGAGCUCUACCUAAUUUUCAUUCAAGCCAAGAGCUUAAUUCCCAUUAAUGCUAAAGGGAGUUUAUACACACUUAUCAAGGAAAGACCUGUCCUCAAAAAGAUAUAUAAACAGUAGUAUAGAGUACUUAAUGUGUGCAUAUGGGAAAGGCUAAACACCUUUCAGGCUGUACACUUUCUGAACAGGCACAGCUAAUGUGAUGUGUUUUUUAUUGGCAGUUGCACACAUUCGGUGAAAUGCUGCCCCAAUGGAGACAAUGAGAAUGUUUCCAUUGAUUCAGCAGGGCCAGGAUUUUAACCACUCAUCCUUAAAGCAUUCAGGAUUAAAAAUAUAUCCCUUUGAAUACAGUUCAUAUUUUUUUUAAAGAGUAAAUGUUUAUGUGUGAGUAAAGUCCUUUGUGGAGGCGGGGGUAUUGGUUACACGUUACUCACCUUUAAAGAAAUGCCUAGUUUCCUGAGUUGGUAGGCACUUCUGCAAGGGAAGCAGUGGGGGCAAAAGAUCUAUCUGGUUUUAAGAUUCUGUUUGAUAAGUUUAUGGAGGAGAUGGUAUGAUGGGAUAAUGGGAUUUUGGUAAGUAAUUGAUCUUUAAAUAUUCAGGGUAAAUAGGACUAAUCCCCUGAGAUGGGAUAUUGGAUGGGAUCUGAGUUACCCAGGAAAGAAUUUUCUGUAGUAUCUGGCUGGUGAAUCUUGCCCAUAUGCUCAGGGUUUAGCUGAUUGCCAUAUUUGGGGUCGGGAAGGAAUUUUCCUCCAGGGCAGAUUGGAGAGGCCCUGGAGGUUUUUCGCCUUCCUCUGUAGCAUGGGGCAUGGUUGACUUGAGGGAGGCUUCUCUGCUCCUUGAAGUCUUUAAACCAUGAUUUAAGGACUUCAAUAGCUCAGACAUAGGUGAGGUUUUUCAUAGGAGUGGGUGGGUGAGAUUCUGUGGCCUGCGCUGUGCAGGAGGUCGGACUAGAUGAUCAGAAUGGUCCCUUCUGACCUUAGUAUCUAUGAAUCAGAUAUUAGGCAGCACACCCUCAUCAGUUUCAAUGGUGACUUCUGCUUAAAAAAAGAUUGCGCAAAGCAGUGCCUCUUUAAAUCAAACACCAUCAAACAAGACUACUAACCUUUCUUUCCACACAGAGCUGUUGAUGUUUCUAUGUGUUAUUCUAAGAUGGUAAAGAAACAUGAGUGCAUGGCAACCCAGAGCAGAGGUCAUCAGAGAGAUGCUGGAUCUUGAUUUCCUAACAUUAUUUAUAAAUACAAGGAGUGAAUCCUGGCCUCACAAGUCAAUGGCAAUACUCUUGUUAACUUCAUUGAGUCCAGAAUUUCACCCAAUAUAUGGUGCACAAGCUUUCUUCAACAGCUACAUGCAUAUUGGGAUGCCACUAGGAAAAUGAGCGUCCUACCUACUUCAGAGCUUGUACUCCCAGGAAUGCGAGAUUCCAGUGCUGGAGGAGGGAGUUUAGAAAAAAGGAGGUGGUAUUGGCAAAUGAAGGGCAAUAAGAUGAUAGAAAUACAGCCCAUUCCUAGGUCUGACCUAUUUUUUGGUGCUAACAUCUUGCUUUUUUUAAGAACUCUCCCAGUUUGUCAUCAUUUUGUAUUUCAAGAGAUUGCUGGUCAUUUGUGACCAUGUGUUCUUCCUAUCUUAUUGCUGGCAUACUACACACCAUAACAGUUCACAGUCAAGAUACUCUAUUUGCCAGUUUCUAUAUUAUUUUUCACUGUUUCAUCCACAUUGGUGUGGUCUUGCAUUAUGGGCUGUCUGAAGUAUUCACAGCAUCAUCUGAAAACCUCAACAAUUAUUUAAAUGGGUUCAAUUUAACAAAAAAAGGGCUGAAUUUUCUGGACUAAUUUUCACUCAAAAAUGGUCUCUUUUCAAGGCUAAAAUUUGAUGUGUUUUAAUUUCAUGGUCUUGUUUAAUAAAAGAUCAAUUUUCACAUUUAAUUUUUUAAAAUGUUCUCUGUUUCAUUGCAAACACUGCAAUUUUAAGAUAAUGCGAUGGAGCCAGUUUUGGGGGUCUUGCUAUAUCAUGGAGGCUAAAUUGUAAUUUUGUUUUGUGAAAUUUGUGAUGAAAAACAGAUUCAUUCUUUUUGCCCGAUCCUAAUUUUCAAGUUGUUUAUAAGUACUCAAUUACAAAAUCAGAAAGUAGUAGAAAUCUAGUAAAAAGGCAUUUUCCACUUUCCAGCCCUGUUUCUAAACCAAAGAGAUUUGGAUAAGCUUGGGUAAGAGUCCAACUUUAUGGAUGCUUAUCCAGAUUUAUCCUUUGAAUUAUUUGAGGUUCUAAUCUAGUAUUUAUCUGAUUUUUCUAUAGGAUGAGAGCCAGAUAACAUGAAUAGCGAGGUAUCAAAUAUUACAAUUUAAAGGUCAGAAUUUAGGCAUCAGUUUAUUCACAGUAGUAAUUGGCUUAAGCAGCAAAGUUCAGAACCAAAUCUGUAUUUUCGUAACAUUCAGGAGUGUUUGGAUUUGGGCCAUGUCUACUUUAGAGAGACCAGAACUGCUUCUAAACCGUUUAGCACAUCUCUGGUAGUACCAUGAUGCACACACAUUACUCUAGUUUACUAAUUAAAUAAUCCCAAUAUAAUGCAACAGUCCUAUUCAGCACUUGAACAGAGCAAGACUCUCAUCACUAUUGUAAAUUAUGGAAUUAUUUCAUCAUAAACUGCAGAAAUAAGUAGGUUUUGCAUCAAAGUUAGGUGAGAAAUGAGAUAUGGUAAACUCUGAUAGGCAAAUGUGAGCUACAUGUUGUAUCAGCAAACUAUGUUUUUGUAUUAUCAAGGUAUUCUCUCCUUUUUCUAUGAGAUGAAAUCAGUAGCAGAUCUGAGCACUAAGUAUCUCAUAAGGUAAGGCCUAUGAUUUGCAGUAGUUUUUAAGGGACAGUUCAGAAAAGCACUUAAGCCUGUACUUAAAAUUAAAGUUGUGCAUAACUCCAUUGCUGAAAAGUGAUGGCCUUCAUCAUGUGCUUAAAGUGCUUUCCUGAAUGUGGCCCAAAAGAUUUGAAGACUAACUGCAUUCUUUUAGGAGUUUGUUGGGAUUUGUUUUUAAACAUUCCCGUGAAAAGCAUAAUUUUUGCAAAAAUUAUUUUGUACUUCCAAAGGACAUUUUAUUGUAUUUGCUCAUUUUAUUCACUAUGUUGUCUGAUUUCCAAGCACAUUUUUAAUUAUUGCAUUGUCGCUUUACUAAGGCACUUUCACAAUAUAGUUGGCAACAUACAAAUGCAAGUC
Messenger RNA from Dermochelys coriacea (leatherback sea turtle), 7069 nucleotides. It is a transcript of the gene PRDM6, whose product is annotated as PR/SET domain 6. Gene Ontology annotation, molecular function: histone methyltransferase activity; protein binding. Lineage: Eukaryota; Metazoa; Chordata; Testudines; Dermochelyidae. Gene Ontology annotation, cellular component: nucleus. Bases 1135 to 2826 code for a protein of 563 amino acids. The transcript has 8 exons. The record is from RefSeq and is a predicted model, not a curated record.